GUCAUCACCCUCCUCUUCGUCUCUAUACCGAGGCGGAGCGUAGAUGUUCUUUUUAGACCUGCUCAUCGAGGAAAAGUAAGGUCGCCGGUUGUUCUCUGAAGCCAUGAAUGAAGACUCUGCGGGAGCGGGGGGCUGUUGCUCUAGCUCAAAGUUGCUAUCCUCCAAGCUGUCCUGGAGGUCCGGUGGUGGCAAGUCUGAGUCAUUAUCCAGGGCCAGCAUACCGGCUCGCUCUUCGAGAUCAUCAUCGUCAUCCGAGUUGUCAGUUGCGUCAUGCUGGCGGAGGGUCUCGUAUAUGCUUGCAGAGUUCUGGUUGAAUAUUUGAGAUAGAAUCCUGCUCGUCAUUCUAUAGUCUCCCAAGGGCAGUGUACAGGUGGAGUGGCGCUGGGUGAGGUUAUCUAGGCUUGUUCGGAUGUAGGAAUCGAAGUGGUGGAGGUGAGUAUGGAGGGAAUGAAGCUAGAGCAGUGGUGUUUAUGCUCCAGUGGGAUAAAACAAGUACUGUACCGAGCUAUAUUUUCCCCUCUGACCCAGAACGGUGAUUCGGGGAAGGAAUGAUCACAGGGAAAACUUGUGCGAAUAGUAUAUAAGAAGGAGACAGGAGUCACGUUUACAGCAGCAGCUGUUCGUCUUAAAGAGUCGAUGAGUUGGGGAGUUGCUCGGGUUGAAGCUAUCCAACUCCCUCUGUUCCCCACCACGGUAUCUGCCUGACGUUUCACCCAGGGUGUCGCGUGGAGGCUCCACCUUGGUCACAGGGGAGGGUAACCAGCAGGAAAUAUGAGGCUCAACGGCUUUUCGGGUCAAGUUAGACUACCGGUAUUCUCGACACACAGUGCCCCUCGUCUCCCCUCCACCACAUCGCCCCGUCCCCCCUCUCGGCGACCAAACAACCAUGGACUCGCUAUCACAGCAGCGAUUGUCAGCAAUUCUCUCGGCUUCAUACUCAGAUUCAGAGAUACGCAAUGCCUUGCAAGUCCUCGAUUCCCGCUUCACCGAAAACUCCCCCGACUCUCGACGGCAGCUCCGGGUAGAUGUCCAAGCCGAGGUAAUCCGGAGUAAUGCGCAUAUCGUUCGGGAGUUCUCCAAAAUCUCCGAGGUACUGUAGUAACACAAGCCUUGAGCUUCCUUUUUUUGGUGUGUGUGGGGGGGAGGGGAACAUUGUGUUUUGGGAAAGGAAGGCUGAGAAAUCAUGUAUAUAGCAAUUGAAGCUUGUGGGCCACACGUUGAACGCAAUGAACAACGUAGUGUCUUCCCUGAAAACACAUGUUACCGCUGCCGGCUCAGAGACGGCUCCUAUACUCGAGGAGUCGUCCCAGUUGCUUACUCAAAAGAAGAAGGCCGAAACCAAGGAAGCUCUACUCAAAGCUUUCACCGAGCACUUUCUCGUCUCGGAGAAAGAUGUGGUCAUCCUGACAAGCUCUGCAGAGCCUGUCGAUGACCGGUUCUUUAGAAUUUUAAACAGGGUCAAGAAGAUACACGGAGAUUGCGAAGUUCUGCUCGCCAGUGAGAACCAGAGAGCUGGGUACGUUCUCUUCAGGGUUAGGGGAACAUAGGGCUGACCAUACGGAAAACAGCAUAGAGAUAAUGGAUCGAAUGACCGGUCAUCUGCAAGGAGCUUUCCAGAAGCUAUAUCGAUGGAUACAGCGGGAAUUGAAACAUCUUUCCCUCGAGAAUCCGCAGAUUAAUGCGGGGAUAAGGAGGGCGUUAAGGGUUCUGGCAGAGAGGCCUACUCUAUUUCAGUAUGCCUUUUCUCUGCACUCUGAAUUACCAAUGCUAACACGCUUCAAGGAAUUGUUUAGACUUCUUCGCUGAAGCCCGGCAAAAGAUCCUACUGGAUUCCUUUUAUACAGCCCUCACCGGCGCUGCCCCAAGCACUGCCACUCCAUCCUACAUAGACCCAACAACAAAGCCUAUAGAGCUUUACGCCCAUGACCCCUUGAGAUAUAUUGGUGAUAUGCUUGCAUGGCUUCACUCCGCUGCGGUUGGAGAGCAAGAGGCUUUGGAGGUACUCUUCAUCUCGCAAGAAGGAGAAGGUCAAAACAGCAUAUUAGGUGGGAUCGAGGAGGGUUUAAAGAGUGAGCCAUGGCUUGGGGAGGGUGACGGAGAAGAGGAGGCAACGCGUGGAGUGUGGGAUGCUAGGAAAGGACUCAUGAUGUUGGUUGACAAGGACCUACAGGCCGUGUGCAAGCCAUUGAAAGUAAUAAUUAACUCCCACGCAUCAUAUACGCAAGGACACCACUGACCAACACUAAAAAUAGUCAAGAAUAGAACAAGUUAUCGCUAGUCAUGAAGAGAGCACCUUGGUCUAUAAAAUCUCUAAUCUAAUAAACUUCUAUCGCCUAACCUUUGAAAAAUUACUCGGCCAGGAAUCAUUCCUGCUAGAGACCAUGAAGACGUACAAGUCCACCUCGACAAUACCGAUAUAGCAACCCGAGUUAACAAUCGACUAGGACCGAACAAGCCGCCCUCCGCCAAUUCCACAGCUCUCUCCAGGAACACGUCCGUGCCGUUCAAUCCGAACUCCCCCAAGCACCCGAUGAACUGACACCGCCACCCUUCCUCCACGAAGCUCUUAACGAGCUAAAACAGCUAAUGAUCUCCUGCGACACCUCCUUAAUCCCCGGUUCGGAGCGCGAAGGCGGCUUCUCCAAGAUCCUGGAAGAAGCACUAGACCCGUACCUAGAUGGGUGCCACAACCUCAGCCAGGACCUGGAAGAGGUUGACAAGAACAUAUUCGUCAUAAACUGCCAACUCGCGGCGAAAGCGACGCUGGAGCAAUUCGGCUUCACCGCAGAUAGAAUCUCCAAACUAGACGCUGAGGUGGGGAAACAGAUGGGAUUGCUAACGGAGUUCCAGCACAACUUUUUCGUGCACACCAGCGGAUUACAUCCUUUACUCGUAGCCUUAUCGGACUGGGAUCCGACGGUUGGUCCCAAUCCUCUCCCUCUUGCACCCAGACCACUAACACAGCAAAGGAAACCCCCCUAACACAGCUCCCCCCCUUCUCCCCGCACGCCCUCUCACUCGUCAGCCAGUCGUUCGACGAGUUCCUCCCGAGCGCGCUUAUGGACGCGACUACCGGGCUAAAGCGUCUCUCCUCGCCAAAGAUAAUCGGAGAAAUCAUGCAGGAAGCCGCAUCCCGCUUCGUCGACGACUUCUGCCGCGUAGAGGAGGUGGUAAUCGAUGCCCUCCUGAACGAGGGAGACGGACAGGGGGAAGGCGGAAUCGAGUUUGCUCGGAGCAUUUGGCCGAGGACUGUGGAUGAGGUUAGGGUUUUAUUGACU
Molecule: messenger RNA, 3278 nt
Organism: Tuber aestivum (summer truffle)
Lineage: Eukaryota; Fungi; Ascomycota; Pezizomycetes; Pezizales; Tuberaceae
Source: the annotation of a GenBank genome assembly